UUUUUUCAUGCUUUCCGGCAGAUGGAGUAAUGCCAAGUUUUAUUUUCGCGUUAUUUUUUCUAAAUGGACUUCGAGUUCAAAGUGAAAACUGCUGCUCAGCGGACGAAGGUCGAAGACCUUUUCGAGUUCGAGGGAUGCAAAGUCGGACGAGGAACCUACGGUCACGUCUACAAAGCCAAGAGAAAAGACGGAACGACGGACCCGAAACAUACCGAAUAUGCACUGAAGCAGAUCGAAGGCACUGGAUUAUCUAUGUCUGCAUGCAGAGAAAUCGCAUUGCUAAGAGAAUUAAAGCACGUGAACGUCAUCAACCUCCAGAGAGUGUUUCUCUCUCAUAGUGACCGAAAAGUCUGGCUACUUUUCGACUACGCGGAACAUGAUCUCUGGCACAUCAUCAAGUUCCAUCGUGCUGCCAAAGCAAACAAGAAACCUGUGAUAGUGCCGAAAGCAAUGGUGAAGUCACUUUUGUACCAAAUUCUUGCUGGAAUCCAUUACCUGCACUCCAACUGGGUGUUGCAUAGAGAUCUCGUGAGAAUCUUUUCUUCAUGUUCAUACAGAGGAACUUGUGUAACUUUUUUGUUGUUGUUCUUUUCGUCAAGAAACCCGCUAAUAUUCUUGACUACCCGCUGCCCUAGCUUUCUCCUGCUCACUUCUAACGACUGUCAACACCAAUGUAAGACCAUGGCUCGACCAGAGCUUUUGCUUGGUGCGAGGCAUUACACGAAAGCAAUCGAUAUUUGGGCCAUAGGCUGCAUUUUUGCGGAACUGCUGACGUCAGAGCCGAUUUUCCACUGUCGACAAGAAGACAUCAAAACGUCGAAUCCUUACCAUCACGACCAGCUGGACAGGAUCUUCAGUGUGAUGGGAUUCCCGCAGGAACGCGAAUGGGAAGACAUCAAGAAAAUGCCGGAUCAUGACAAGUUGAUGAAGGACUUCAAAAAGGCCAGUUAUCAGAGUUGCUCUCUCAUCAAGUACAUGGACAGGCACAAGAUCAAGCCUGACACGAAGGCCUUCAGCUUGCUCCAGAAGCUCCUCAUGAUGGAUCCCAAUAAGAGGAUCACGUCGGAGCAGGCCAUGAUGGAUCUGUAUUUCAAGGAGGAUCCGUUACCUACUGAGGAGUAAGUGCUUGGAAUCCUGGCAAGAAUUCCCCUAGCACGUCUGAAAAAAAAAAAAUUCUUGGACACUUACACAGCUCUUCACAUUUAAAAAAUAUUUGUAUGAAUCACCGCCAGUUUUGGCGCUU
Molecule: messenger RNA, 1243 nt
Organism: Notodromas monacha
Lineage: Eukaryota; Metazoa; Arthropoda; Ostracoda; Podocopida; Cyprididae
Source: the annotation of a GenBank genome assembly